Molecule: messenger RNA, 3694 nt
Organism: Ceratina calcarata
Lineage: Eukaryota; Metazoa; Arthropoda; Insecta; Hymenoptera; Apidae
Gene: HPS4
Product: Hermansky-Pudlak syndrome 4 protein
Exons: 9
Coding region: 1051-3579 (842 amino acids)
Biological process (GO): vesicle-mediated transport; protein targeting; melanosome assembly
Cellular component (GO): lysosomal membrane; BLOC-3 complex; cytoplasmic vesicle
Molecular function (GO): guanyl-nucleotide exchange factor activity; small GTPase binding
Source: RefSeq, a predicted model, not a curated record
GGACAUUGCGUAACCUGGUAGCCUUAUCUAAUUAUAGCAGCAUAGAAAGUGCAUCUUUAAUUCAAUGAUAAUGCUUUGUUUACUGUACCACGCUGCACAUUGCCUCUCGCACUCGAUUCACCGGCUAUCUAUUUUCGGCAAGCGACAUGUCUUUGUUUAAAUCUUUAAUUUUCAUCAAAGAGAAUUCCAAUUUUAAGUUGGUGUGAGUUUUGUACGAGCAAUUUCCUUUAUCCUGUAUUUGUCACAUCUUUCUCUGUUGUAUUUAACUUAUUGUUAGAAAUUUACAUAUAUCUUUCGAUACAUUUAUCCUAUAAAUAAUAUACCUUCUUUUAUUUUGCAUUUGUCACUUAGCUCCUUAGAAAUUGUUAAUUUAUGACACCGUAUAGAAGUAUGUAUGCGUGGAGUGUUUUUGUAAUUAACUGAUUUAUGUUUAUAUAUUUCAUUUUCGAACUUUUGCCAUAGUUAACAAUUUAUAUGAAUACAGCGAUUGGCUUCAAAUUCCUUUACACAUAAAUAAUGUAUAUGACUAAUAUAUUUAUGAAUAAAUUAUUUUCAUUGAUCACAAAUUUUUUGUUAUAGUAGAAUUUUCCUUCUUCAUACUUUAUUAUUUUACUUUGUCUGGAAUCAUUCAAGUAAGAAAAUGUUCGAUUAACCAGUGAAGAACGCUUCCAUUGCUUGCUGAUUAAUUCAAUGAUUACCUGCGAUCAUUAGCAUUGAACAAACUGGAAAAACCUGCUGAUAUAUUUUUACUACAUUACCAGAUCGUAAUGAAACACAUGAUCGGUGUAUCAGAAAUAUUAUCAUUGUACUCACAGAACAAUACUUUGGAAAGAUAUGUCCUAAACUGUAAUCUUAUCUUUUUUAUUUCGUUAUCGUUUGCGGUGCAGCUAAUCGGUAAUACACUGUUCAUAAUUAUUUACUUCAUAGACCAAUUCAUGUAUCAGAAGCAAAUCGUAGACGUUCAUAUUAUGUCUGCGAUUUUGUAAAAAUGAAAGUUGAUAGGUUUUCACAGUUUUAUAUAGAACAGUUUUAUCAUAUAUCCAAGGAGAGAUGAUGAUAGUAUUUGUUUAUGACACUGCAAGGUGUUGUAAAGAAGACGAUGAUCCUGCAGAGGCAGUUAUGUAUUUCCAUCCUGCGUGGGUGUCCCUUACCCAAAGGCUAGCUUUAGCGGGUCAACUAAUGGCUGUUAAUCAGUUCCUCUCUACUUCGUUUUCCCCUCCAAAAUCAAUUACAUUACAAGGAGGAAAAUUUGUAUUGAAGAAAUUUGGACAGUAUAUACUUGCAGUGGGGACUGAUAGGAAUAUUCAUGACUGGAUUUUAGAAAGGCGCGCGAACACCUUAGAAUCGUUAUUAAAAUUUUUUCACUGCGACUUGAAUAAGAUACUGGAAUCGUUUAACAACGAUAGAAACAAAUUUACUGAAAAACUUUAUCAAAUGUUCGAAACGUACUUGCCAAUACUUCAAUACAGUGCCAAUCUUUUCUCUAAUAUUCCAAUUAUUAAACUUCCAAAGAGUGCUAGCAACAUAUUUUUAGAAGCUAUUCAAGUUUUACAAUAUUUUCAAGAAACUCAUGGUAUUAUAGGUGGUGCACUCUUUUAUAAUAACAAGGUAGUUGCUACUCAAUUAAGUGCUGAAGUAACUAAACAAAUAGUUAUAACUGAUCCAUAUAGAAUAAAGGCUCCCGCGGAUAGGAUACCAACGGAAUUUCAUCUGCCUGUCGGAGUACAGUUAUUCCGAGUGUACAUAGAACAGAAACAGUUCACGAAACUUACACAAGAAGCAAAUAACGAACGAUACUACAGCUCUUAUUUCGAUUCUGUCUCUAAAAAGACAUUGCAGAGGAAGAGCAUGUCCAAGAAUAGUAAGGAACCUCCAUUGUCCGGAAUGAAACGCGACACUUCUCGUAUCUUCACUGUACCUGAAGAAGGAGAAUUAGAUUCGUUGCAAUACAACGAUAACAGCCACUACGUACCUUCCGUUCCACUUACAGCUUACAGUUCGCCGGUAAAACGUAAACAGGAAAGUAAAACAGACCGUCCGAAGUGCGCGAACCCUUUGACUCCUAGCGUUUGUUCGACGCCCUUAAAGGACAUUAAUAGGGUGCUGCACGGCAAUGUUAUGUUGAUAUGUAAUACAAACGAGGAAGCAAGUAACGAAACUGGCGAUGAAAAGAAAGAGGUAAAAACGAAUGUGGACGAUAUUCCGGAUGUGGUCAAGGAGGCUCUCAGAUGUAAACGUUUAAAUAAAUUAAGGAACGUUACACCGAAAGAGAAACUAGUUAAGCGGAGAGAAUUUAAUAAAAAAAGUUUAAGCGUGCACGAUUUAGAUUCGUCCAAUUUAUGCUCCAGCCGGAUAUCAGUAAGAAUGUAUGGAUUAGGUUUACCACAGUUAAAGAAUAGUAUAUCGCCCGAGGCUUCGCCUCAAAAGAAAUACUCACAGAAAAGACAGUUCCAUACGAUUACCGAUCCGUGUUAUCCCGUGUUUCGAUACGACGGAUUACCGGUAUCCCAAUCUUUGUACGAGCAAUACAUAUCUACCCAUUUCGAAGAGCUUAAAGACGGCGGAAAUGACAUAGUCAAUCCUAACGAAUUUCUAAUGAGUUUGACUAACGAUCGCAAAGCGACAAACGUAACGAACAACUGUGAUACUGUGACUAGAGAUAAUUUUGAAAAACCGAGCAUCUCUUGCGCGGUAAAAUUAGAUAAAUUCAAGCAAGAAACUUAUCGUAGAUCGAUGAGUCUUCCAUUGAAACCGUUAAAUGUCACUGAUAACGACGAUAGACGAAAAUCGGCAUCCGAAUGUGGUAACGUCUACGAUUUCUUACAAAAGAAGAAACUGGACGGUCUGCAAUUGACACCGCUCAUGUCCAAGCUCAGUUUACUCGCCGAUGAACGAACUAGUGGUUUUUGCAGCAGGGAAACCACCCCUAGCGAGUUUCGCGACUUAUCCGGCUUCUCGACGGCAACGAAUCAAAUGAUUAAGCAGAAAUUGGAAGCGGUUAAUAAAGAAACCGGUAGCGACGGCGAGGACGAACUCGAAGAAGACUGGGUGACUACUUCCAAGGACGAAGUUUGUCUUGAGAAAACAGAAUUAUUUCUUUGCGGACAUCAAAACAUGGUGCUAGUACUGUUAAUGGAAAACGGAACUGCCAAUAAUCCCGAUCUUAUACACACUCUCUGGAAAACUUGUGUGAGCACAUUAGGUAAACUUGAAACAAGGCUGCAGCAGUGCUUGGAACCUUUACCGUCGAACGAGAACAAAGAAUUGUAUAGUAUUUUAAGCGUCGAUCCUCAAUGGGAUACGAUAAAUCGUUCCGGACUCUGGGGCGUUACUGAAUUGGACAUUGUUUCUAGUCUACACGAUAGAUUCACACAUGCCAGCAAUCUCACAGAUAUCAUCGUCAGAACGGAGGAUACCGUUGUUUACGGUAAUCAGUGCGGGAACGUAGAGGUAUUUUAUCAACAAGCAGUGGCUCCGAACACGUCCGGAGGACUUCCGACUCCUGCAGAUUUAAUGGGAAUCGUAUCUCUUAAAGCGAAACGUAGACUGGAAAGGGAUCACGGAAUCGUAUUACUAUAAAUCGUACUUGUCCACGAAAAUUUCCGUCACGUUCAAGAUCGAAUCGUUUUUACUUAAUACUUUGUUCGUUUUCUAUGGCAUGCCAAAUUAACGAUAAUAUACAGCGUUUUGUACA